AUGACCGCACCCAACGCUGGAGCCAAUAGCUCCCUCGCCUCCAUGAUGGAGGACCCGUUCGUCUCGAAUGCUGGGCAGCCCACCGCCCCUCGCGAAUCUCACCGAUACUCGUCCUUUGAUACGCAGCUUUUCAGCCUCAAUGCAUCGUCACCCGCACAAGCCAAGCGAGCCCUCGAAGCUCACCUCGCGGAAACUGAGCGCCGGCUGGAGGAGGCAUCCAAGUUGGGAACCGCCCUCAUCGCUCAGCAGCAAGAACUCUCAGAGCAGCUGAAAGAGGUCGAGCAACAGCAGGAUGAGGGCGAAAUGGGCCCAGAACUGCGGAAGAGACUGGCCGAUCUCGAACAGGAGUAUAAUGAGAUCGGUCGGGAAUCGGCGCGCGCAUUUCUGGCCCCGAAGCGGCUGGCAGGGAAUUCGGAGGAGGCCCAACUGGGUACCCCGUCAUUCGACCAAAAGUCACCCAUCAGUCCCGCUUUGUUCGCCGGCCAGGCAACAAACUCCCCCAGUAAAGUUAGCGUUCCGUCCCGCAAGCAACGCAACCAGUCGUCGAACCGGGUCCACGAUAUCGAAUUCGCGACCGAAAUUUCCACAUCGCUACUCGCCCAAGUCCGUCAACUACAGGCGCUCUUAGCGGAACGAGAAGAAUCUCUCAAAUCCGUCAACCUAGAGAAGUCGCGCCUAGAGCUCGAAGCGGAAGGCUAUGCGCAGCGAAUCCGGGCGCUGGAUGACAGCGAACAGCGAUAUAAAGAUGAGAACUGGGCACUGGAGACUCAAGCCCACGAACUGAUGGCAACGAUUCGAGACUCCAAUGAGCGAGAGAAAAGACUCAACAGCAGCCUGAGCGCAUCAAACUCGGAGAAAAAUGCCGUUGAACGUGAACUGGAGGAACUCAGACAAGCCAACUCGAAGCUGGUGGAGGAUCAGACGGCCGCGCAAAAAUCCAACGACGCGGAAAUCCAUCUCUUGCGCCGCAACUUGAAUGCUGGCGAUCUGGAAAAAUCCGCUCUUCAAAAGAAACUCGAAGAGCUGACCUCGCAGAACCAAGAGUUGGCAAAAGCAGUCGCUAUGCGGAUCCGACAGCAUGAGUCCCAGGCUUCGCGGGACUUGCCUGACGAUGUCAAUGGCGACGAGCCCGAACAGACGACGCCUGACAACUCUCCCCCUCCGUCACCGAAUAAGUUCACUCCGCGCCACAAUCACUUGGAAUCUGAAACCUUGAAGAGCUCUCUGGGUCAUGCUCACCGCAUGAUCCAGAACCUCAAGAGCACAAUUCACCGCGAGAAGACGGAGAAGAUUGAACUCAAGCGCAUGCUGCAAGAGGCUCGGGAUGAAGUUGAGCAGCGCCGUCGCGAGAGUGCUGUGCCCAACGGAUCGAAGAAGAACCUCAAGAAGAAGGAUGAUUCUUUCCGGAAGCCUGCACGCCCCGAUCUCCUGGGCGCAGGCCGCAAAGAAACAUCAAUGGUUGAAUUUCACGACACCGACUGGGAGGACAAUGCAAGCCAGAUCAGCCCAACUCGACCAGCAGUAACAAACGGGCCUCGAAGCCGCACUGGUGCUCGUUCUCCUGACGAACCCAGCGAUGUCUAUCAGACCGCUACCGAAGCUGAGGAUGGAUUUGAAACCGCCAACGAGCGUGCGACUGCAACGGAAAGCGAGGCAUUCCAAACCGGUGUGGAAAGUAUGGCAGACGAUAGCAGCGACUCGGCAGACCUCACCGAGACCGAGAACAAUGUUCAGACCACCCCUCGUAACCGCGUUUCUUCGUCGCUGGUUAUGGCUAAGGCCCGUGACCGGACCUCCUAUCAUAGCUCGGCUUCUACAUCAGAUGAUGAAGAAACUGAUAGCGGCUUCCCCUCUCCCAGCCAGAUGCACAUUUCUCGCCCUCGUGUCCGAUCCAAGCGGAGCGUCCUUUCUAGCAGGCGGAUUCGACCUUCCGGGGAGGCGCCUAUGGCCUCAAACAGCCGUCCAUCCAGCGCAAGUAACUCUCCUGCUCCAAGCUUUGAGCAAGAACCCAUGGCUCAAGAAGGCCAGAGCUUGUUUGCAGAGCUGGCAGAGCUGGAAGGAGGUGAAGAGGAAGAGGAAGAAGCUGGUGAGGCCUCCCAGGCAUCCACCCCGCGUAUGCAAGCCGCCUCAGGCUCUCGCAGGCCCUCUGAAAUCGCUCUGGACAGCUUGCCUAAGCCUGUCAUGGUGGAUAGCGGUAUGAUGACUGAGCCUUGGGAGCCUCAGGCUGCUGCGGCGGCUGUCGUGGGUGAAGGCAACCUUGACAAUGCCCCGGCUACACCAAAGAGAAGCCAGGCCGUUGAUCGCGAAAUUGAUGCUGAAUCGGAGACAACCCCUAAACUGAUCAGCUCGGGCACACAAUGGACACCACUCAAGGGACCUGUUGUAGACGGGGAUCACUUGUCCAAUGUCCCGACACCGCCGAAAAUGGCCUGGGAUGAACAUGCUGAAUCCCAGCGGGUUGAAGCGGGUACUCAGGCCGAGUCAGAGGCACCAGAACUGGGCGUGGCGGCCAUUUCUUCCCAAGAAACUCGACCUGCUGAACCCAGGUGGCGUACACUGGAGGUCGCUUUUGUCGCCGGAGGCGAGACUCUGCCCGUGAAUCAUGAGCUUCCUGAGCCCGAGGUCCCAGAGUUCAAUGUUUCCUCCAUCUCCUCACAAACAACCGAACCCAUUAUGGCUACUGUGCACGAACCCGAGCCAGUGGUCGUGGAGCCGGUGCGAGAAUUGCCCGAGCUCACCCUCUCAUCUCUCUUCACCUAUUCUACCGUACCUGUUCAGGCACGCCUCCCCGAACCUGAACCGGUGGCUGAGAUUCCAGAAGCCACUCCGGCAGAGCUGGGCAUUGCUUCUAUCUCGACUCAACAUACUGAACCAGUGGAGCCCCGGCAUCCCGAGCCUGCUCCCGUGCCAGAGCCCAUUAUCAUUCCUGCGCCGGCGCCUGAGCCAGUUCUUCCGGAACUGUCCAUCUCCAUGCUCGAUCCCGCUUCUACGCAGCCUGUUGCGCCGAAGCCAAUCGAGAUACCCGUUCCGGAGCCCUUGCCCGAGCCAGCUAUUCCGGAGUAUUCGAUCUCUUUGAUGGAUCCGGCCUUCACCAAGCCAGUGGUGCCGACCCCCAUUGAGGUUCCUGCUCCACCCGUUCCAUCAGUAUCUACCCUGAGCUCAGUGGAAACCCAGCCCGUCCAAUCUGUGCCGCCAGUGGCUCCUCUGAUGGCUGAAUUGGGUAUCCAAACAGAACCCAUGGAGGAACUCAAGGCUGCUGCUGCUGUGGCCAUUCACGAAGAUGAGAAUUGUGAGGCAACUCGCAACCGUGCUAGCACCAGCGCCAGUGAUCGACGCACGAGCAUUGGUCUGGCUCUCAGCGAUAUUUCCGGUAAUGCCUUGCCGCAAUCUACUACGGAGAACCCCGGAUCUGUUAGCAUGGACCAGGGCUCGCAAACUAUUCUGUCCGCGAAGCAGAUUGAUCAGAUUCUGCUCGACCGACAGUCCGCGCGACCAAUUUCCUCCGCUGACAGCAAGACAAAGGAUGUAGCUGCAAUGGGGGCUGCUUCCGCUGCCGCUGCAUCACCUUUUGCCACGCCUAAGCUCAGACCUCGUCUUCAAGGACAGUCAUCGACCAAAUCCUCAACACCAAGUCAGCGACGACCCGAUAGCUCUACUAGCCAGGCGUCUGGUCUUAGCGCUCAUCCGCCAUUGCCCUCUGACCACCGCGAGGCGAUCAUGGCCGCCGAGAAGAAGUCGAUCGAUAUGCAACCAGCCGCGUCUCCAGGUGUAAUGGGACCUCCUCUUGCACCUGCCUCGGCAUACCGCAUGAACGUGCAAGGGCCGCGAACCCCGGGAGAACAAGCACCGGGGCCAGGCUCGACAAGAUCCGUCUCUACCCAGGCCCGGAUGAGGAGAAGCAGCCAGAGUCAGAUGUCAAGGAGGUCUUCGGUGUCCUCGUUCGCAUCCGAAUUGGAAGAGCGGUUCAACAUGGCACCCAACGCUGGCGCCAUGCCUCACGGAUACGGGCCCAACACCGACCCGCGCAUGAUCCAGGCAAUCACCCAGACCAUGAUCGGCGAGUUCCUCUGGAAGUAUACCAGGAAGACUGGAUCCGGGAACAUGUCGUCAACCCGUCAUCGACGGUACUUCUGGGUGCACCCGUAUACUCGCACUCUUUACUGGAGUGAGCAGGAUCCACAGACAGCCGGAAAGAAUGAGCUUCGGACCAAGAGUGUUCCCAUUGAAGCCGUGCGAGUCGUCGCCGACGAUAACCCUUACCCCCCUGGACUGCACUGCCGUAGCUUGGAAGUUGUCAGUCCGGGCCGUCGGUUGCGAUUCACUGCUACUACGAGCCAAAGACAUGAGACCUGGUACAAUGCUCUGUCCUACCUGCUUACUCGAGAGGAAGAUGAGAACUGCGAAGACCAUAACAACAAUGUAACCCUGGAUGAUAUUGACGAAUUCAACCCCGGGUUCCGCUCGGCUUCUCGCCAGACAGGUCGCAUGUCCCAAGCCUCCCACAAUAGCCGUCGACAGGCACCCAAGCAGCAGCGAGCUGCCUCUGCAAUGUCCAUGCGGUCAGGAACACAAGGACGCGCGUCUCCCGCAUUCAGCUCUCCGGGCCUCAACUCCACGUUGCAAGUACCGGAAGAUGCUCCACAGCGAUCUGCAUCUCGUCUCAGUACAAUUCUGACCGGCUCGAUCCGCGGCUCAAUUGCUAGUCUCAAGGGACGCCAUGGUCAAGCUGAAAGUCUUCACAAUGAAAGUCUACGCGGCCAGAACAGCGUUGAAAACUUUGGUCACACGCACGAUGCCGACGAAGAUGAGCGACUUGAGAACGUCCGUGCCUGCUGUGACGGGAAGCACGAUGUCGGCUCCCUCUCCCGCACCAGUCGAUAUAGCCCGAGAGUUGAUCGCAUCCACUCCCACCAUUAA
Molecule: messenger RNA, 4917 nt
Organism: Penicillium argentinense
Lineage: Eukaryota; Fungi; Ascomycota; Eurotiomycetes; Eurotiales; Aspergillaceae
Product: putative nuclear migration protein (ApsA)
Exons: 2
Coding region: 1-4917 (1638 amino acids)
Biological process (GO): establishment of mitochondrion localization; dynein-driven meiotic oscillatory nuclear movement; microtubule cytoskeleton organization
Cellular component (GO): mitochondrion; cell cortex
Molecular function (GO): phospholipid binding; tubulin binding
Source: RefSeq, a predicted model, not a curated record